Batrachochytrium dendrobatidis JAM81 is the source of this 1542-nucleotide messenger RNA. RefSeq lists its product as uncharacterized. Gene Ontology annotation, cellular component: integrator complex. The record is from RefSeq and is a predicted model, not a curated record. Gene Ontology annotation, biological process: snRNA 3'-end processing. The transcript is spliced from 9 exons. Lineage: Eukaryota; Fungi; Chytridiomycota; Chytridiomycetes; Rhizophydiales. Bases 1 to 1542 code for a protein of 513 amino acids.
AUGCAGUUGCAUCGGUUCGAAUAUGAAUCUGUAGAAUGGCUGUUACUAUCUGGCCAAGAAACCAUUUUAAUUGGAUGUGGAUUGCCUCGACUUAACCUUCAUAUACCACCAACUGGCCACACAUUGAUUCCGGAUGUAUUUCGCACACUUCCUUGGGCAACGAUUGAUCUGAUUCUUGUUUUCUCGUUUCAGGACAUUACUGGUUUACCCUUUGCUUUGAUGUAUACAGCAUUUCAAGGAGAUGUGGUUUGCAGUGAACCAACAGCUGAUUUUGGAAGGUUACGCACAUUAGAAUGGUUGUCAAGAUGUAGGAAUAGAAAGAAUAUAAUGGGUCCAAAAAUGCUUGGAUGGGAUGUAGAUCUUCCAUUUACAGAAACCGAUGUCCAUCGCAGUUUUGACAAGAUUACUCGAGUCCGCUUUGGGGAAAAAUUGCAUUUAGGAAACAUUCAUGUAUGUGGACAGAGCUCUGGAGUUGUUCUUGGUUGUACAGCAUGGAUCGUGCAAGUAGACAAUUUCAAAAUUGGAUUUGUAGGUGAUUUGAGUUUAUCUGAAGGAAUUCCUAAACGAGCCGAUUUAGCCGGUUUUGAUGCAUUAGAUUGUGUGGUUUCAACAGCCAAUACCACUCCCAGGAAAUACUUUCAUCGACUUGCAAAAGCAAUUAAUCAAAUCUGGAUAAAAAUUCUCAAAGUGAUGCAGAAUACUAAGCGUUUAUUUUUAUUUUCAGACAAGGCAUUGAGUGACCAUGCUGCAAUCGUGUUUAUUAGUGAUUUAUGCGGUCAUAUGUUUGAUUUAGUCGAAUUGGUUGAUCGACUACUUUGUGCUGGAGGAUUUGAUCAAACUGCCAUUCAUAUGUUGUCAGCACAUGCCAAGGAAGCUUUUAUCUAUGCCAAUAUUCAAGGAGAAUGGAUGUCUGAUUUGAGAAAAACACAAUUGGCUACAGCAUCACAGCCAUUGUCUUCUGCCACGCUAGAAAACAAGAUGCGACUUGUAUAUCAUUCUGACGUGAUGUCGGUUGCCAGACAACCAAAUCCGAAAUUGGUUAUUGCAACAGAUAUUCAAUUAGCUAUAUCGGCGGCAGAGUUGCUUGAUUCAACCAGAGUACAUGAUUGGUCUCCAGCAGAUGUGAUUGACUGGAUGCCAUUGUUGUUAUGUCCGACAGAAUUAGCCAUGACAAGUUUGGAGGUACAACACGCUGCCAGCCAACUUCAUAUACGCUGUUUGAUACUAUCCAAACAAGAUAUUCCAUCGACAGGUCUAAGUAUUUCUCCACAACACGAGCAAAUGCGCUACUGCACGAUCGACGGAAGUCAUUUUAUGCAGAUUGCGUCGCACACGGGAUGGAGUAAUACUCUAUUUACACCGAGCAAAAGACAUGCGAUUGCCAAACCGAUCGUUGGAUUCCUUAAAGGCAAAAUGCAUCUGGGAACAUCCAAAGUGAUAGCAACGUCAUCUGGAAAGAUGUACGGAGACGAUGAAGCACUACGAGAUCCCAAACACCGACAAGAGCUGAUUCAGACACUUACUGAAAAGGUAAAUUUGUAA